Cyprinodon tularosa is the source of this 2553-nucleotide messenger RNA. It is a transcript of the gene nck2a, whose product is annotated as NCK adaptor protein 2a. The record is from RefSeq and is a predicted model, not a curated record. Lineage: Eukaryota; Metazoa; Chordata; Actinopteri; Cyprinodontiformes; Cyprinodontidae. The coding region runs from base 275 to 1462 and encodes 395 amino acids. The transcript is spliced from 4 exons. Gene Ontology annotation, biological process: negative regulation of endoplasmic reticulum stress-induced eIF2 alpha phosphorylation; positive regulation of translation in response to endoplasmic reticulum stress; positive regulation of endoplasmic reticulum stress-induced intrinsic apoptotic signaling pathway. Gene Ontology annotation, molecular function: protein binding.
GCUUAGCUAGCUUCAGAGAAGCGCUCGAGGUGGAGGCAGUCAGCCUGCGACGGAAAACAAGCGAGGACAGCUCUGGCACUACAUCCUCAGUCCGUGUUUUAAAAGAGGAGAAUUUAGUUAAAGUGGAGAAUAGGUGGAUGUGAGUGGGCUCUGCGGGACUUUCACAGGGACUCGGUUACUUAUUGUGUGGCUCUCUCUCGGGCUGCGGUGUGUUGAGCGUGUCGCUGUUCGCCCGUUCUCAGUGGACUGUACACUAAGGAGGACUCCAUGAAAGAUGACGGAGGAGGGGAUUGUUGUAGCCAAGUGGGACUACACGGCCCAGCAGGACCAGGAACUUGACAUCCGUAAAAAUGAGCGCCUCUUCCUCUUGGACGACUCAAAGACGUGGUGGCGCGUCCGCAACGCCGCCAACCAAACGGGCUAUGUGCCAUCGAACUACGUGGAGCGCAAGAACAGCCUGAAGAAAGGCUCGCUGGUGAAGAACAUCAAAGACACUCUGGGUUUGGGGAAGGGUAAGAGGAAGACGAGUGCCCGUGAUCCGUCCCCUACACCGAGCUCAGACGCAGAGUACCCCUCCAAUGGCAGCGGGGGAGGAGGUGGGGUUGGAGCAGCGGAGAGGAUCUACGACCUCAACACCCCUGCUGUGGUCAAGUUUGCAUACACAGCAGAGAGGGAAGACGAGCUGACCUUGGUCAAAGGCUCCAGGGUGAUCGUCAUGGAGAAGUGUAGCGACGGUUGGUGGCGUGGCAGUCAAGCCGGCCGCGUCGGCUGGUUUCCCUCGAACUACGUCCAGGAAGAGCUCACGGGGGGCGACGACAGAGAGGCAGAUUCCUCGCGGGGUUACCUUGGAGUUCCUCGGGGAGGUCUGCUGGCCAACGGCCAAGCAGGCGGCAGGGGCGUCGUCCUCCACCUGGUUCAAACGCUCUACCCCUUUAGCUCAGUGACAGAGGAGGAGCUUAACUUUGAAAAGGGAGAAAUCAUGGAGGUGAUAGAGAAGCCGGAGAACGACCCAGAGUGGUGGAGGUGUAAGAACUCUCUUGGCAUGGUGGGCCUGGUGCCUAAAAACUAUGUGAUGGUGCGUGACGAGCAGCCCGGCCCACCCUCCAUGUCAGGCUCCCCACAGAACCGCUUUGCAGCUCCAGCGCGCUCGGGGAGGUUCGCCGGGAGGGACUGGUACUACGGCAACAUCACUAGACACCAGGCCGAGUGCAUACUCAACGAACGAGGAGAGGAGGGUGACUUCCUCAUACGAGACAGCGAGUCAUCGCCCAGCGAUUUCUCCGUGUCUCUGAAGGCGGCGGGGAAAAACAAGCACUUUAAAGUGCAGCUGUCAGACGGGGUGUACUGUAUCGGCCAGCGGCGGUUCAACUCCAUGGAUGAACUGGUGGAGCAUUACAAGAAGGCCCCUAUCUUCACCAGUGAUCAUGGAGAUAAGCUGUACUUGGUGAAGGCCCUGCUGUGAUCUGUACGUCUACACUGGAUCCCCCCCCACACACUCUCUCUCUGACACACUCACACAUACGAUCCAUCCUUGUCUUAACCCAAGCCUUAGCUGUGGGCCCUUCCCGCUGUGGCGUCCGUACCACAUCUGGAUCCUCAGAUCUCUUGGAUUUUCCGAGCAAAAACAAGACAAGCUUUUUUGCGUUGUAGCUCAUGGCUGUUUUUACCGACGACCCUCAGAGAGCCAUCACCGAGCCACAUGGAGAACACAGUGCGUACAGAGCCUCUGCUAUCUUGGAUGUGCUAACAUGCAGUGAGCAGAUUAGCUGCUAACUGAUCGCCUUAGGCCUCGCCGGAGGUUGAGCUCUCCCUCUGAUGUCAUGCAUAAUGUCUACAUACUAGCACGCACAUUGUCACUCACACCUUUGCUCUUAAUUUACGUUUAGCCGUUCAAAGAGGAACUCGGACCUCAGCGGGACCUAACUGUCAUGCCUCAUGACAGGCCAUGUUUUGUUUUUUUCUUUUCUUAAAGGUUGAGUUUAAACGUUAUUUAAAAUCAUCUUCCUUAAAGUUCUGUAGAGUUCCUUUUUUCACAAAGUGACCAUAACCACUCUUUGGCCUUUUUUUUCCUUCUGAUUUUUCAUCAUUCUCCACUCAUUUUUUUCUGUAUCUAGUAAAUGAUUUAUUACUAGUGAUACUUUAAUUACAGACAACACUCACUGUAGUAUUUCUACCAGACGGUGCAAUAGAGGAGACCUCAGAGUUCCUGUAGAGUUUGAAUGUUGAUCCAUGUAACCAAACGUGCCACCCUGUACCCACUACUGCUGGCUCCAGGUCUUUCACAUUAAUCCACAGCUCAGUGCUCAUGCUUUAUAUUGUCAAGUUGAAAACAUUACUGUUUUGUUCUUUAGUAUGUGUCUGUAGCUACAUGAGGAAGACCAAGAAUAAUAAAAUCUUUUUUGUUUUGUUUUGGUAAAGCUUCCUGAGUUACUCUGUCUGUGAUGUGAUACAGUUCAGGAUAAACAAAAGUACCUCUUCUGAUGCCAUCUUUGUAAUUUAAGAAAACAGUUUGGAGCAAAUAUUUAUGGAGGACUAAUGGGUAAUAAAGAAGAU